ACCCCGACUUGUUUUCUAUUUAUUGUCCCCGACCCCACUCUGUCGCCCGACUUUCCUGGAAGUCCCACCCCCAGACAUGCUUCCAGGCCCUACUACUAGAAACCCUACGUUAGUCCUUCCAAUUCCCCGAAACUCCGCCUCCUAGCGACGAUUCUCCGCCAACUCCUGUCUAUCAAAAAGCCUAUCUCCCGAAAGGGCAGAACCCUGCCCCUCAAAGAACUAUUCGAAUUCAAGAAGCCACGCCUCUCUAGGGGUUCCUCCCCUCUAGAAGCCCCGCCCCCUCUUUAAUCCACGUCUGAGUGUCCAGAAGCCUUGCCUCCUGGGAGUCUCUCUGAUGCUUGCGUCCUGAGAGGGCCACGCCCCCUCAGGAGCGUUAUCCCUGUAGGACCCGGGUCAUCGCCUCAGAAGCUUUGUCUUCAAUCCCAGAAACUUCACCUGCUUAACAUUUCCUUGCUCUUUUUCUCUUUGGGGACUUUGGCUCAGUUUUCCUGAGCUCUCAUGCUCCACUGGGUAGGAAGUCAGAAGUUCACAUCUCUGGCUCUGAGGAGUAAGAGAUUAGAGGCAGCCCUUUUCCUCUCCCUUACCCCCUUCCAAGGGUGGACCUACUUGAAGGGGGCUGGACUUGGGGUUUGGUACGAGAGUGGGAGGGAGACUCGCUCAUAGAUUCCCAGCCCCACUACCAGGACCGACUCCACCCCAGAAACAGCUGUUUGUCUCAUACCUGUACGUCGGGAGCUGGGUAGGGCCAUGGAUUUGUUGGUGUGUGACAUGUGGGUGUGACAGGAGAGAAAGUUUUCCACCACCAGAAAACGGUGGCUUGGAGUCGGCGUAGGUAAUAGUGUCCUUUUUGCUGUUUGAUUUUUUUUUUUAAGGGACUCCUCAGGCCCCACCACUUCUCUGGCUCUUCCCCUCCCCCUAACCGGAGUUCUAGUCUGGGCAUUCCUCCUGGUCCCGCUUGCCCAGCCUUCCCUUCUGGAAACAUUCCUGAGCUUUCGCCAUUUCCUGCUACUUUCCGCCGCUCUUGCCUCCUCCUCCCUGCUGGGCUGAGAAGCCACACGCAGCUUCUUCCAGUCACCCGGAUUCCCAGUAGCAAUCUCCUUUCUUCCUACAUAAAUUUUAAAAGCCCUACUUCCUCCUUAUUUUCUAACAAUGCUCACACCUGUUGGUCGUUCCCUGCUUCUGGAUCCUGCAGGCACCCAUAGAAUGCCCACCUCUAAAGAUGAGGACAUCCUGGUGUGUGUGUGUGUGUGUGUGUGUGUGUGUGUGUGAGUGUGAUGGGGGUGUGAGGCUUUGGCAGAAUACUUUCCUCAUUCUCUCUAUGCCUGGGCGCUGAGUCUUUAGGAAACAAUGAUAGAAUUUCUUCUCGGGAGUGGUGCAUGGAGUGGCAAAGCUCUCCCUGGAGGACUAAGUGGGAGGUGAUAAGCACAGUAUCUAACAUGUUUUAAGUGCUAGUGUUGUUCAUUGCUAUAACCUAUGAUAAUUUGCAUCUUUUUAUAUCCUGAAGUAAAUUUAAGGAUAGGUAAUUCUGCGGUGAGCCUGGGGGGUUAUAUGUAUCUUUUACAACUACUUUUUUGGGUCACUUUCCAACUUCCUUUAUGGCCCCCUUGAGCAGAGCUGUGGAAGGAAGCUGUGGGCGGAAGGAAUGGGUUUGGGACUGUUCCCUGUGUCCAUCCUCAGUCCUUCUCCUGGCACCCCUUUCUCCUUAGCAGAUUUGUCUUCUGCCCCCUCUGUCCCUUCAUGGCCUGUAGCCCCCACUUCUCUUGGAGAACUGUUGCACUCUCCCAUUUCCUCCAGCCAGACUCUGCCUCUGGCGUGAGGGGCAUCAUGCUCUGUGGUGGACACCUGCACCCUUCCCAGUCACUACUGCAAGAGGAGGGGUAUGAGCUUACCCGCAGGUCCAGGGAGCUGACCUUAGUGUCAAUGCCCUGGCCGCCCCCACCCCUUCUACCCUUGACAGCUUGCUUCGCUGUGGAAAGGGGGACAGAAGAGUGCUUGGCAUGGGCCGCUGCUCCUUGGCAUGGUAGGCGCCAUGCAUGGAGAACAAGCCUCCACCAGCCUGUCCUCUGCUCCAGCUCCUGCCUGGUGGCUCCCUGAUGCACCACCCAGCCAUGGAUCUCCUGCCCCCCAAGCCCAAGUACAACCCACUUCGGAAUGAGUCUCUGUCAUCGCUGGAGGAGGGAGCUUCAGGGUCCACCCCACCGGAGGAGCUGCCUUCCCCAUCAGCCUCGUCUCUGGGGCCCAUGCUGCCGCCUCUGCCUGGGGACGAUAGUCCCACUACCCUGUGCUCCUUCUUCCCCCGGAUGAGCAACCUGAAGCUGGCCAACCCGGCUGGGGGGCGCCUGGGGCCGAAGGGGGAGCCAGGAAGGGCAGCCGAGGAUGGGGAGGGGAUCGUAGGGGCAGCCAUGCCGGACUCAGGCCCCCUGCCCCUCCUCCAGGACAUGAACAAGCUGAGUGGAGGCGGCGGGCGCAGGACUCGGGUGGAAGGGGGCCAGCUGGGGGGCGAGGAGUGGACCCGCCACGGGAGCUUUGUCAAUAAGCCCACGCGGGGCUGGCUGCAUCCCAACGACAAAGUCAUGGGACCCGGGGUUUCCUACUUGGUUCGGUACAUGGGCUGUGUGGAGGUCCUGCAGUCAAUGCGCGCCCUGGACUUCAACACCCGGACUCAGGUCACCAGGGAGGCCAUCAGUCUGGUGUGUGACGCUGUGCCGGGUGCUAAGGGGGCAACAAGGAGGAGAAAGCCCUGUAGCCGUCCACUCAGCUCCAUCCUGGGGAGGAGUAACCUGAAAUUUGCUGGAAUGCCAAUCACUCUCACCGUCUCCACCAGCAGCCUCAACCUCAUGGCCGCAGACUGCAAACAGAUCAUCGCCAACCACCACAUGCAAUCCAUCUCGUUUGCGUCUGGCGGGGACCCGGACACAGCCGAGUAUGUCGCCUAUGUUGCCAAAGACCCGGUGAAUCAGAGAGCCUGCCACAUCCUGGAGUGUCCCGAAGGGCUUGCUCAGGACGUCAUCAGCACCAUUGGCCAGGCCUUCGAGUUGCGUUUCAAACAAUACCUCAGGAACCCGCCCAAGCUGGUCACCCCCCAUGACAGGAUGGCUGGCUUUGAUGGCUCAGCUUGGGAUGAGGAGGAAGAAGAGCCACCUGACCAUCAGUACUAUAAUGACUUCCCUGGGAAGGAACCCCCUCUUGGGGGGGUGGUGGACAUGAGACUUCGGGAAGGAGUCCCCCAGGGGGCUGCUCGACCCACUCCACCCAGUGCCCAGACCCCUAGCCACCUGGGAGCCACGCUGCCAGUGGGGCAGCCUGUUGGAGGAGACCCAGAAGCCCGCAAACAGAUGCUGCCCCCGCCACCCUGCCCAGCAGGCAGAGAGCUCUUUGAUGAUCCCUCCUAUGUCAAUGUCCAGAACCUAGACAAGGCACGGCAAGCAGGCGGUGGGGCCGGGCCCCCCAAUCCUGCCAUCAAUGGCAGCACGCCCCGAGACCUCUUUGACAUGAAGCCCUUUGAAGAUGCCCUGCGGGUGCCUCCACCUCCCCAGUUGGUGGCCAUGGCUGAGCAGCUCCGAGGGGAGCCCUGGUUUCACGGGAAGCUGAGCCGGCGGGAGGCCGAGGCACUGCUACAGCUCAACGGGGACUUCCUGGUGCGGGAAAGCACGACCACGCCUGGCCAGUAUGUGCUCACUGGCCUGCAGAGUGGGCAGCCCAAGCACCUGCUACUGGUGGACCCUGAGGGUGUGGUUCGGACAAAGGAUCACCGCUUUGAGAGUGUCAGUCACCUCAUCAGCUACCACAUGGACAAUCACUUGCCCAUCAUCUCUGCGGGCAGCGAACUGUGUCUCCAGCAACCUGUGGAGCGGAAGCUGUGAUCUGUCCCAGUGCUCUCUCCUAGAAGAUGCCCUGCGACCCCUUCCACCCUAUUGCCCAAUUCUCAGGACCUCACCUGGGAGUGUUCUGUGGGCUUGGCCUUGUGUAGGGAUGGGGGUAGUGUGGACAUUGGGUUCAGCGUCCAGCUGAGUGAGAGGGUUUGAGUCAGGAGCCAGGGGUAGAGUCCUGCUUCUCCCCAAACCUCACCAAAGUAUUAAUGUACAGAGUGGCCCCCUUCCCUGGGCCUUUCCUGUGCCAACUUGAUACCCCCUUCCCCAAGGUGGGUGCUGGAGGCCUGGGCAGUAUGCCUCCUUGUAAUGGAAAAUGUCCUGUGGUGAUAGGCCCAGUGGAGCAAUCACCCUUCCAGGGAAGGGGAAUGAAUCACACCCUUAGUCCACCCCUGGGCUCAGGGUACCCCAGACCCCUCUCAACAGCCCUCCCUCCCAGCGUUUAAACUUUGUGCCUUUGACCAUCUGCUAGGUCUGAAGCUAUUUUAUGCAAAGAGUUCUUGGGCCCCUGAAGUCAAGCAUGGGGGUGCUGACACCUUGGCUUCUGGGACCCCGUCCUCUCCUUGCUCAGUACCCCCUCCCCUUUAGGUUGGGUGAACAGAGGCAGGAGUGGCAGCUGUCCCCUCUCCACCGGGAUAUGCAGCCCUUAGAGAUUGCCUCAGAGCCCCCUCCCAGCCAGUGGGGAGAUGGACCUGCCUCUUGCUCAGUGCCUCUUGGGUGGGGCCCCUCACCCCAGGGGGUCUAUAUAUACAUUUGGCAAGUCCAUCCCCCCCCCCCCAUGUUGCAUGCAUGUUAUACUCUAGAGCCAAAGUACAGCCCUUCCUCCUGUAGCCUCUGCCCUGCCUCCCCCUGCUGGGGUGGUGGGGGGAUGACUGAAGUGUCAUCCUAGGUGGAUUUUGUGGAGGUGGGAACAGGGGCACUGAGACUCUAAAGCAGUAGACAAUCCCCAGAUACCAUCGGUAGAUUUGGAACUGCGUUUUUUAUUUUAUAUGCAUAUAUUUUAGGGCUGUAGAUUUACUUUACUAAUUUGUUUUCCAUAGCUUAUUCCUGAGCACAAAAUGAUAAUAAUCGAUUUAUACAUCACCUUUUUGACUUUUCAAAGCCCUUUUACAACUAUUGGCAUUUUCCUCACCCUGGCCUUUGCCGGUAGCGUUAUCUUUUCUGAGAGACCAGAGGCCGAGUGUGAGCUAGGACUAGAGAAACUUGGACCUCCCACCGCGAGGCUGGGAGGCAGAAGUUUGGCUGAAUGGCUGUUAGUUUCACACGGGGCGGGCGGGGGCGGGGGCUUGGGGACACUUAAAACCUGCAGUUAUUGAAUCCCUUCUCCAGGCCGGGUCCUGCCGCAACGACAGAGGAGCCGGCCCUGCUCUGUCAUUAGGCCUUGUGGAUAAGGGAGCGUGGACUAUCUAAAUCCUCACCUCCCUUUUUUUUCUUUUCUUUUUGUUUGGAUGUUUUCACGGGUCUCACUUAUACCAAAGGGAAAGAAUCUUCAUUAAAGUCCAUAUUUCUUCUA
This is a messenger RNA of Delphinapterus leucas (beluga whale), 5382 nucleotides long. NCBI's taxonomy places the organism in Eukaryota, Metazoa, Chordata, Mammalia, Artiodactyla, Monodontidae. The record is from RefSeq and is a predicted model, not a curated record.